AUGCUGCCCCUUGCUGUGAUCCUGUCCUGGACUCCCUCUUUCCAUGUAUUCCUCCAGCUGUGCAAGUUGGGCCAUCCCCAUCUCAUCUGCGAUGAAGAACCUGUCCCUGUUGAUUGUGAUUCACCUGCUGCCGGUUCCAUUGGAAGUUUUGGAUCCAGCAACGAUGCAGGGCUGUUAAACCUGUUCUCCACGCCCAUUUCUGUGACCCGUUUAAAUCGUCUCAUUCACGUGUAUCAAAUCCGGACUGAAGUCUAG
Molecule: messenger RNA, 255 nt
Organism: Miscanthus lutarioriparius
Lineage: Eukaryota; Viridiplantae; Streptophyta; Magnoliopsida; Poales; Poaceae
Source: the annotation of a GenBank genome assembly